Molecule: messenger RNA, 1867 nt
Organism: Rattus rattus (black rat)
Lineage: Eukaryota; Metazoa; Chordata; Mammalia; Rodentia; Muridae
Gene: Cep70
Product: centrosomal protein 70
Exons: 16
Coding region: 146-1867 (573 amino acids)
Biological process (GO): cilium assembly; regulation of microtubule cytoskeleton organization
Cellular component (GO): centrosome
Molecular function (GO): gamma-tubulin binding
Source: RefSeq, a predicted model, not a curated record
GGCGGGGCUUAAGCCGCGGGGCGGGCGCGUUUCUAGCUACGAGCAGCGACUGAGAUCAAGAUCCAGUUUUGGACAUGAGACUCGUUGGGUGAUCAUUUUAUUGGGAUUAACUUGAACCAUCUAUGUAAACUACAGAGGAAUCGCUAUGACUGAGGGAACUCAAGUAUUUUUAUUGCCGAUCUCUACUUCAGAUUCUACAAAAGAACCACUGUCCACAGUGACUUCUCAAGCCCAGGAUUCUAGCCUUUCAGCAAACAGACUUGUGACUGAAAAACAGCAGGAGGAAGCAGAAUGGGAAAGCAUCAGUAGGCUGUUGGUGACGCGUGGCUUUAAACCUUUGUGCCUAGUCAAAGGAGCCAAUCUCAGAGAUUUCAUCGUUUUUGACAAACAAUCAUCACAAAGAAUGAGGCAGGCUUUCAAAACACUGAUGGAAGAAACCACACGUCAGCAGAGCAUGAUACAGGAGCUCAUAGAGACAAACCAGCAGCUUAAAAGUGAACUUCAGCUAGAACAGAACCGAGCGGCACACCAGGAACAGCGAGCCAAUGACCUGCAGCAGAUCAUGGACAGUGUGAAAUGCAAAAUUGGUGAAUUAGAAGAUGAAUCGCUAAACAGGGUUUGCCAGGAACAAAAUAGAAUAAAAGACCUUCAAAAGGAAUAUAAAACGUUACAGAUGAAAUGCCAGCAUUAUAAGAAAAAACAAAUGGAGCAAGAAGAGACCAUUGCUUCUUUGCAAAAGGAGAUCCGCAGAUUUGCCAAAGAGGAAGAAGAGCGUGUUAUCACUCAAAAGAGACUGUUUACCCAUCUCUGCCGAAGAGUUCCUCAUUCAGUCUUGGAUAAACAAUUGCUUUGUCUAAUUGAUUACUAUGAAUGUAAACUUAGAAAACAUCAUAUACAAAGGCAGUGUGGGGAGGAUGACAACCAGUCAGAAGGAAAAGACUAUCUAAACCUGGGCGUCUCACCAACUUAUAAAGGCCUUCUGAUGUCAUUACAGAAGCAACUUGAGAAAUCCAAUUCCAAGAUCGACGUGCUGUUGGGUGAAAAGCUGAACCUACAAAAAGAUCUGGAAAACAGGCCCACAGAACAUGAAUUGAGACUUUAUAAACAACAAGUGAAGAAGCUGGAGAAAACCCUUAAGAAAAACAUAAAAUUACAAGAUCUUAUUGGUCAAAAAAAAUCUGAUGACAUGGAGAAAAAGGAUGAGCCCAGCAAAGACAUCCACCAGCAGGCUCUGGUUGACCAGAGAUACUUCCAGGUGCUGUGCAGCAUCGAUUCAAUCGUUCAUAGCCCACGAGCCCCAGGAGUCAUUUACAAACAGAGCAAAGAAAGAGCCCAAAACCGCAGUAAAGAUGCUGUUCAAGAGUGUGGAUUCGAAUAUCUUGUUCCUGUAAUAGAAAUGUGGGCAGAUGAACUGACAUCCUUAAAGGAUUUGUAUAAGUCCCUAAAAAUACUGUCUGCAGAACUGAUACCUUGGCAUAAUUUAAAGAAACCGAAUGAAAAUGAAGGUGUCAAAGUAGGAGAUCUGUUGUUAAUGGUAGAUACCAUGUUGGAAGAAGUUGAAAACCAGAAAGAGAUGAACAGCAUGCCAAACUCUCAAACUUUGCAAGCUAUUGUUUCUCACUUCCAAAAGCUGUUUGAUGUGCAGUCUUUAAAUGGAGUCUAUCCCCGAAUGAAUGAAGUGUACGCCAGGCUUGGGGAAAUGAACAACGCUGUAAGAAACCUUCAGGAGCUCCUGGAAUUAGACAGUUCAUCGUCAUUGUGUAUGGUGGUCAGCACAGUUGGGAAGCUGUGUAAGAUGAUUAAUGAAGAUGUCAGUGAGCAGGUUAAACGAGUGUUAGGACCUGAAGACCUACAAAGGUAUCUGUGA